Molecule: messenger RNA, 1989 nt
Organism: Xenopus laevis (African clawed frog)
Lineage: Eukaryota; Metazoa; Chordata; Amphibia; Anura; Pipidae
Gene: tmprss2.14.L
Product: transmembrane serine protease 2 gene 14 L homeolog
Exons: 15
Coding region: 115-1629 (504 amino acids)
Source: RefSeq, a predicted model, not a curated record
UCUUAUUUUCCUAUAUCCACACAAGACAAGAAGAUCUGCAAAAAGAAUUUAUCAAGGAAGACACUGUAGAAGAGCUUGGAACACGGGCUCUGUUCAUUAUAUGUGAAGUUUAAUAUGGAAUGUAUAAAACCCAUUGAACCCAAUGCGUAUAAACACAGUCCAACGUCAAUUGUCCCAUCGGAACCAAACAACAUACAAACAGUAUAUACAAUAGACUCGACACCUCCAGAUCCAAAAAAAGAGGAUGAAACAUGGCGUAUGGCACGAAGAAAAAAAAUUGCUUGGAUUUUCUCCAGCGUCUGUAUGCUCAUAGCAGCAGCCAUUAUUAUUGCCGUGCUGGCUUCAAGAUACGCUCCACUACCGACCACAAGAUCAAACUGUGAAAAAGCAUGUGGAACCAACGGAAAGUGUGUCCUUUCUUCGCAGUGGUGUGAUGGGGUAUCUGAUUGUCCUAAUGGUGAAGAUGAGACAUCCUGUGUUGCACCAAAAGCUUGUCAGGCAUCAUGUGGAAGCUCUGGAGUCUGUGUCCUUUUUUCCCAGUGGUGUGAUGGCAUUUCCCACUGUCCUAAUGGGGAAGAUGAAAAAACAUGUGUUCGACUGUAUGGACCCAGUUUCCAACUACAGGCCUUUUCUCCUGAAAAAGCAACAUGGCUGCCAGUGUGCUACGACAAAUGGAAUGACAACAGUGGAAAGAGUGCCUGCAAUGACAUUGGAUAUAGCACGAGCAGCUAUUACCAGAGCAGUCAGCUGUUGGCCUCUUCAAGUUCUGGAUAUUUCACCCUACAGUCCAGUACUUUGACUGGCAAGUUGUACAGAAAUCUCAAUUACAGUGCUACCUGUGCCUCUGAGAAUAUGGUUUCAUUGCGCUGUAUAAAUUGUGGUUUGUCUACAAAGGUAGACAGCAGGAUAGUAGGGGGAACAGUUGCCUCAGCAGGAGAUUGGCCGUGGCAGGUUUAUUUUCUGAAGCUCGUCGGUACUAAUCUUUAUUUAUGCGGUGGAUCCAUCAUCACACCAUACUGGAUAGUGACUGCUGCUCACUGCGUAUAUGGGUCUACUUCUACUCCUUCUGCUUUUAGAGUCUUUGCCGGAACACUGAGCCUGCAAAACUAUUAUUAUACAGGCGCUUUGGUGGAAAGAGUGCUCAUGCAUCCCAACUAUGCAUCAAGCACACAAAUCUAUGAUGUUGCUCUACUGAAGCUCACAACAGCGCUGGUAUUUACUAAUAAUCUAAGACCUGUAUGCUUACCUAAUGUUGGAAUGCCCUGGGCAGCUGGACAACCCUGCUGGAUAUCUGGAUGGGGAACUACAUCAGAAGGAGGCAAUCUUUCCCCUACUCUAAAGGCAGCUUCAGUGCCUCUUAUCUCCUCCACUAUAUGUAACCAAGCCUCGGUGUAUGGUGGAGCCAUCAGUUCUACUAUGAUAUGUGCUGGUUAUCUGAGCGGAGGAACAGACACUUGCCAGGGUGACAGUGGUGGACCUCUGGUUACCAAAACCAACUCCUUGUGGUGGCUUGUUGGUGACACAAGCUGGGGAUACGGAUGUGCCAGGGCCAAUAAACCUGGAGUUUACGGGAAUACUAUGCUCUUUUUGGAAUGGAUAUACUCGCAGAUGCAGACAUAUGGUGGAUAAAAUGAACAUCACAGACAGAAGAUCAGAAGAGAACAUGAAUAAUUUACUUUUUAAUGGAAUUAAUCAAAUAUUAUCCAUGUAAAAUAAUUUAAACUAAUUAUAUUUCUUAUUUAAUCAAAUAAACCUGGCCAGCUGCUGCUGACUUAUGCAAGCAAGCCUUUAGCUGUUGGUGGGUUCUGAGAGCUGGAGUUCCGCAACAACUGAUGUACAGCAGACUGGACAGCACUGAUAUAUAAAGCACGGCUGAUGCCAUCUUGUUCUGUUGUUGCCAUCUUGCUCUACGGUUUUCCGGAUUUCUGUAAUUUGGAUCUUCAUACCUUAAGUCUACUAGAAAAUCACAUAAACAUUAAAUAAACCCAA